Messenger RNA from Erythranthe guttata (spotted monkey flower), 2361 nucleotides. RefSeq names its product putative UDP-glucuronate:xylan alpha-glucuronosyltransferase 3. Gene Ontology annotation, molecular function: glycosyltransferase activity. The record is from RefSeq and is a predicted model, not a curated record. NCBI's taxonomy places the organism in Eukaryota, Viridiplantae, Streptophyta, Magnoliopsida, Lamiales, Phrymaceae.
AAUUCCAAACCACCGCGCACUUAACUUGCUGUUUUUAUCUGACAAUCAAAGAUUCUUCUUCUUUGGCAUUUCCUCCAUUAGCAAAUCCUGCUCCAACUACAAUGAACCAGAAACUACUUUCUCUCUCUAAAACUUAGUGCGACAAACUCUACCAUUUCCCGACGAAUCCAAACCCUUGAAAUCUGAUUUUCUUUUCAAAAAUUUCAGCAACUUCGAUUUGCUCUGGUUGAAGAAAUCAAAGCAAUUUUGGUGUUUUCUGAGAUUAGAUGUUGGUUACUCCGAUCAGCUACUGAAUAUGAGAGGAUCGUCGCCUACUUCAGUAGAGCCGAGAUACAGGCUCUCCUUCAACAAUGAGGAUACAAGCAAAAGAAGGUCCUUAAGAAACAGAGUGCUGAAAGAAGGUCAGUAUGGUUCCAGCCUCGACAAACUAUUAAGCUGCAAAUUCCCUACUUUGAAGCUUGUGUUAGGGAUUAUAAUUAUCGGAGCAUUUUUCACACUCCUUCGAUCUCCAUCAAUUCACGAGACGGACCACAACUCCACCUUUUAUUCUAGAUCAAGCACCGUAGACAAAUGGAUAAAGGAUAGAUUUGGCAUAGAUCAAAGCUACACAUCCCUUUUAGACAUCAAAUGGGAGGACGUCUCUGCUGCAAUAGAGAAAUUAACCGACGUCAACGACUACAAAGGAAUUGGAUUACUAAAUUUCAACGAGCAAGAAAUUGAUCAGUGGCAGGAAUUAUUACCCGAUGCGGAACACGUUAUGCUUACCAUGGACUAUGCCUCGAACAACAUAACAUGGGAGACACUAUAUCCAGAAUGGCUAGACGAAGAAGAAGAGUUUGAAGUUCCCACUUGUCCAACUCUGCCCAAAGUUGACUUUUUGGGAAAACCGAGGCUUGACCUUAUUGCAGUGAAGCUUCCGUGCAAUAAAUCGAAGAACUGGUCAAGAGAUGUUGCUCGGUUCCACUUACAACUCGAAGCUGCAAGGCUUGCUUCAACAGCUAAAGGGUAUUAUCCAGUGCAUGUGCUUGUUAUUACAGACUGUUUUCCAACUCCGAAUUUAUUUACUUGCAAAGAGCUAAUUGUGAGGCAAGGCAAUGCGUGGCUGUAUAAACCCGAUUUAAAUAAAUUACGAGAUAAGGUUCAGCUCCCAGUUGGAUCUUGUGAACUCGCGGUUCCUCUCAAGACCAAAGAGAACUGGUCAUCAGGCAACGAAAGACGAGAGGCGUACGCAACAAUUCUCCACUCAGCACACGUAUAUGUGUGUGGAGCCAUCACAGCAGCACAGAGCAUACGCAUGGCAGGUUCGACUCGUGACCUCGUAAUACUCGUCGACGAUACCAUCUCCGACCACCACAGGGGCGGCCUCGUGGCAGCAGGCUGGAAGAUCCACACCAUCGAAAGAAUCCGAAACCCGAAAGCCGAAAAGGACGCGUACAACGAGUGGAACUACAGCAAGUUCCGUCUAUGGCAGUUAACCGAAUAUGACAAAAUCAUAUUCAUCGAUGCCGAUUUGUUGGUCCUAAGAAACAUCGACUUCCUCUUCGAAAUGCCGGAAAUUUCUGCCACAGGAAAUAACGCAACCCUAUUCAACUCGGGUGUGAUGGUUAUCGAACCUUCGAACUGCACUUUUCAACUUCUAAUGGACCAUAUAAACGAGAUUGAAUCAUAUAACGGUGGUGACCAAGGCUAUCUUAAUGAAGUGUUCACAAGGUGGCAUAGGAUUCCGAAGCAUAUGAAUUUCUUGAAGCAUUUUUGGGUGGGUGACGAAGAAGAGAAGAAGGAAAGAAAGACGAGUCUUUUUGGUGCCGAUCCGCCGGUCCUAUACGUUCUUCACUAUUUAGGGUUGAAGCCAUGGUUGUGUUUUAGGGACUAUGACUGUAACUGGAAUGUCGAUAUAUUGCAGGAGUUUGCGAGUGAUGUGGCGCAUAAGACUUGGUGGAAGGUGCAUGAUGCUAUGCCGGAGAAUCUGCAGAAGUACUGUUUGCUUAGGUCGAAGCAGAAGGCGGCACUUGAGUGGGACAGGCGGCAGGCGGAGAAAGGGAACUAUAGUGACGGACAUUGGAGGACUAAGAUACGGGACCCACGGUUGACUACUUGCUUCGAGGAGUUUUGCUUUUGGGAGAGUAUGUUGUGGCAUUGGGGCCAAUCGAAUUGGACAGAUAACGGUACUUCGACACAGCCACCACCAUCGACGCCAUUGAUCACUUCGCUCCCUUCUUCGUAAAUACUUAGUUUCUUGAUCCUUUUUUUUUCUUUUCCUAUAUGCACCUAUACAUUCUUUUUUUUCCCCCUUUUUUUGGGACAAGAUACUAUAAAAGUGAGAGUACAAGGUUUGGGGAUUUUGAAAUGGUUUUAAUUUAU